Messenger RNA from Empidonax traillii (willow flycatcher), 1253 nucleotides. RefSeq names its product hippocalcin like 1 (gene HPCAL1). NCBI's taxonomy places the organism in Eukaryota, Metazoa, Chordata, Aves, Passeriformes, Tyrannidae. The record is from RefSeq and is a predicted model, not a curated record. Gene Ontology annotation, molecular function: calcium ion binding. The transcript is spliced from 5 exons. Bases 256 to 837 code for a protein of 193 amino acids.
CCCCUCCCUCCCCUCCAAUGCGCCUCCCGCUCAUUUCCUCUUUUCCUCCCCGCUCGCCGCCGCUCCGCAGGCGCGCGGCUCGCCCGGGCGCCGCCGCGGAGUUGUAGCUCCCAGGAAGCCGCCGCGCCCCCGCGCAGCCGCCGCCGCUCCCAGGCCGCCGCGGGACCCCGCUCCCACCGCCGGGUAAUUGAGCUCUGUGGACUUUCUCUGAAGAGAUUCCAAGAUAGGUGCUGCUGAACCCAGACCCAGAAGAGGAUGGGGAAGCAGAACAGCAAGCUGCGCCCCGAGGUGCUCCAGGACCUGCGUGAGAACACCGAGUUCACGGACCACGAGCUGCAGGAGUGGUACAAGGGCUUCCUAAAAGAUUGCCCAACGGGCCAUUUGACUGUAGAAGAGUUCAAAAAAAUAUAUGCAAAUUUUUUCCCCUAUGGCGACGCGUCGAAGUUUGCGGAACAUGUCUUCCGCACCUUUGACACCAAUGGCGACGGGACGAUUGACUUUAGGGAAUUCAUCAUCGCCCUGAGCGUCACUUCUCGGGGCAAGCUGGAACAGAAGCUGAAGUGGGCGUUUAGUAUGUACGACCUGGAUGGCAACGGGUACAUCAGCCGCGGGGAAAUGCUAGAAAUAGUGCAGGCAAUUUACAAAAUGGUUUCUUCAGUAAUGAAAAUGCCAGAAGAUGAAUCCACUCCUGAGAAGCGAACAGACAAGAUCUUCAGACAAAUGGACACAAACAAUGAUGGUAAACUGUCACUGGAAGAGUUCAUCAAAGGUGCCAAGAGCGAUCCCUCCAUCGUGCGGUUGUUACAGUGUGACCCCAGUAGCGCGAGCCAAUUCUGAUUAAAGCGGACAGUGUGCUCAGAGAAUCUCAGCUUGUGUCCUUCAAGCUUUGCUCGCAAACGGAUGCCUUCUCAACCAUUCCUCCACACUUUGCGGAUAAGAUCCCGUUGCCAGAUUGUGUGUGUGCGUGUCCGAGCGAACCAGCCCUUGCUCCCCCCAAUAACACCAGUGCAGUUCUCCUUCGGCAGCUCCGUUUCUGCUUCCCUGUAAUGUUACAAUUCACUCUACACAUUUUAAACAUUAUUGAAAGGUAUGUUUACAUGCAGCUACGAGAGAGUUCAAUCACUGGUGAGAUACCAUUUCACUUAGUCUGUAAGAAAGGUGAUGUUCUAGUAGUUCCCGAGAAGAUGCUAGGUAGGACUUUUACCCAACAUAGCAGAUGGUAGAUAAUUUAUUUUGCUUCAGAAAUUACUGUG